AUGGGCAAAGGAGUUGGUGAAAGGAGCCCGCCUCAGCUCUUCCUCCUCCGCACCUGGGCCCUGUCGCCUGCGACGAGGACGAUGAUGUGGUCCAACUUCUUCAUGCACGAGGAGGGCCGCCGGCGAGCUCGCGGGGCGCGCCAGGCCGGGAUGGCCCCUGAGCACGAGGGGAAGAUCAAGCUGGCGCUGCUCCUGACCUCCGUGGGUGCCACGCUGGCCGUGCUGGCCGUGGGCACCGAGUUCUGGGUGGAACUCAACACCUACAGGGACAACGGCAGUGCCGUCUGUGAUGCUGCCCACCUGGGGCUCUGGAAGAUGUGCACCAAGCGACUGUGGCAGGUGGACGUGCCCGCGGGCAGAGACACCUGCGGCCCAGCGGAGCUGCCCGGAGAAGCAAACUGCACUUAUUUUAAAUUCUUCACCACGGGAGAGGAUGCUCACAUCUUCCAGAGAACCACAAAGAAAGAGGUAAAUCUGGCAGCUGCGGUGAUAGCAGUGCUAGGCCUGGCAGUCAUGGCCCUGGGGUGCCUCUGUGUCAUCAUGGUGCUCAGCAAAGGUGCAGAGUUCCUGCUCCGGGUGGGAGCCAUCUGCUUUGGCCUCUCAGGCCUGCUGCUUCUGGUCAGCCUGGAGGUGUUCCGCCAUUCCGUGCAAGCCUUGCUGCAGAGAGUUAGCCCUGAGCCUCCCCCGUCCCCGGCCCUGACCUAUGAAUACUCCUGGUCUCUGGGCUGUGGCUUGGGGGCCGGCCUGGUCCUGAUCCUGGGGAGUGGCUUCUUUCUCCUGCUCACCCUGCCUCCCUGGCCCUGGGGCUCCCUCUGUCCCAAGUGGGGACACAGGGCCACCUAG
Messenger RNA from Mesoplodon densirostris (Blainville's beaked whale), 843 nucleotides. It is a transcript of the gene CACNG6, whose product is annotated as calcium voltage-gated channel auxiliary subunit gamma 6. The record is from RefSeq and is a predicted model, not a curated record. Bases 1 to 843 code for a protein of 280 amino acids. The transcript is spliced from 5 exons. Gene Ontology annotation, cellular component: membrane; L-type voltage-gated calcium channel complex. NCBI's taxonomy places the organism in Eukaryota, Metazoa, Chordata, Mammalia, Artiodactyla, Ziphiidae. Gene Ontology annotation, molecular function: calcium channel regulator activity. Gene Ontology annotation, biological process: regulation of calcium ion transmembrane transport via high voltage-gated calcium channel; calcium ion transport.